UAGGUGAUAAGCAAGAAGAAGAUAAUGGGAACGUCGCUGGUUUCGAACGUGAAGCGCGAGGUUUCGAUCAUGAGCAAGCUCAACCACCCGAACAUCGUGAAGCUGCACGAGGUGCUGGCGACGAAGACCAAGAUCAAUUUCGUGUUGGAGUUCAUUAAAGGCGGUGAGUUAUUUGCUAAGGUUUCGAAAGGGAGGUUCAGCGAGGAUCUCGCCCGCAAGUAUUUCCAGCAGCUUAUCUCCACCGUAGGGUACUGCCACUCGCGCGGCGUUUUCCACCGUGAUUUGAAGCCGGAAAAUCUCUUGCUUGAUGAGAAUGAGAAUCUCAAGGUCUCCGAUUUUGGACUCAGUGUCGUCAAAGACCAGGUCAGCCCCAAAAUACUAUAAUUUGCAUUUACAGCA
This is a messenger RNA of Arachis ipaensis, 399 nucleotides long. NCBI's taxonomy places the organism in Eukaryota, Viridiplantae, Streptophyta, Magnoliopsida, Fabales, Fabaceae. The record is from RefSeq and is a predicted model, not a curated record.